Tupaia belangeri chinensis (Chinese tree shrew) is the source of this 2718-nucleotide messenger RNA. It is a transcript of the gene EXT2, whose product is annotated as exostosin glycosyltransferase 2. NCBI's taxonomy places the organism in Eukaryota, Metazoa, Chordata, Mammalia, Scandentia, Tupaiidae. The transcript has 13 exons. Gene Ontology annotation, cellular component: membrane. Bases 56 to 2212 code for a protein of 718 amino acids. The record is from RefSeq and is a predicted model, not a curated record. Gene Ontology annotation, molecular function: glycosyltransferase activity.
CUCUGGUCUCUCUCCCCAUGACCAGGAGCGUGAGGAGGAGGUUGUCUGUGCCAUUAUGUGUGCGUCAGUCAAGUACAACCUCCGGGGUCCCGCCCUCAUCCCGAGAAUGAAGACCAAGCACCGGAUCUACUACAUCACCCUCUUCUCCAUCGUCCUCCUGGGCCUCAUCGCCACGGGCAUGUUCCAGUUCUGGCCCCACUCCAUCGAGUCCUCCAGCGACUGGAGUGUGGAGAAGCGCAGCAUCCGCGACGUGCCGGUGGUCAGGCUGCCUGCCGACAGCCCCGUCCCGGAGCGGGGGGACCUCAGCUGCCGAAUGCACACGUGCUUCGACGUCUACCGCUGCGGCUUCAACCCGAAGAACAAAAUCAAGGUGUACAUCUACUCUCUGAAAAAGUACGCCGAUGACCUGGGUGUCCCGGUGAGCAGCACCAUCUCCCGGGAGUACAACGAGCUGCUCACCGCCAUCUCUGAGAGCGACUACUACACCGAUGACAUCAACCGGGCCUGCUUGUUCGUCCCCUCCAUCGAUGUCCUUAACCAGGAUACUCUGCGCAUCAAGGAGACGGCGCAGGCGCUGGCCCAGCUGUCUAGGUGGGACCGGGGUACAAACCACCUGCUGUUCAACAUGCUGCCUGGAGGUCCGCCAGAGUACAACACGGCCCUGGACGUCCCGAGAGACAGGGCUCUGCUGGCUGGGGGUGGCUUUUCUACGUGGACUUACCGGCAAGGCUACGACGUCAGCAUUCCUGUCUAUAGCCCGCUGUCAGCUACGGUGGACCUGCCCGAGAAAGGACCAGGCCCCCGGCGGUACUUCCUCCUGUCGUCCCAGACGGCUCUCCACCCCGAGUACCGGGAGGACCUUGAAGCCCUUCAGGCCAAGCACGGCGAGUCUGUGUUGGUGUUGGACAAGUGCACCAACCUCUCAGAGGGCGUUCUUGCCGUCCGCAAGCGCUGCCACAGGCACCAGGUCUUCGACUACCCCCAGGUGCUGCAGGAGGCUACUUUCUGCCUGGUCCUUCGCGGCGCUCGGCUGGGCCAGGCGGUGCUGAGUGACGUCUUACAGGCUGGCUGUGUCCCUGUCAUCGUCGCAGACUCCUAUAUUUUGCCUUUCUCUGAAGUUCUCGACUGGAAGAGGGCGUCCGUGGCUGUGCCGGAGGAGAAGCUGUCUGACGUCUACAGCAUUUUGCAGAGUGUCCCCCAGAGGCAGAUCGAAGAAAUGCAGAGACAGGCACGAUGGUUCUGGGAAGCGUACUUCCAGUCGAUUAAAGCCAUAGCCCUGGCCACCCUGCAGAUUAUCAACGACCGCAUCUAUCCGUAUGCUGCCAUCUCCUACGAAGAAUGGAAUGACCCCCCGACGGUGAAGUGGAGCAGCGUGAGCAACCCCCUCUUCCUCCCGCUGAUCCCUCCCCAGUCUCAAGGGUUCACCGCCAUCGUCCUCACCUAUGACCGAGUGGAGAGCCUCUUCCGGGUCAUCACGGAAGUGUCCAAGGUGCCCAGUCUCUCCAAGCUGCUGGUCGUCUGGAAUAAUCAGAAUAAAAGCCCUCCAGAAGAUUCUCUGUGGCCUAAAAUCCGGGUCCCGUUGAAAGUCGUGAGGACUGCUGAAAACAAGCUGAGUAACCGUUUCUUCCCAUACGAUGAGAUCGAGACGGAGGCGGUCCUGGCCAUCGACGAUGACAUCAUCAUGCUGACCUCCGACGAGCUGCAGUUCGGUUACGAGGUCUGGCGGGAGUUUCCUGACCGAUUGGUGGGUUACCCGGGCCGCCUGCAUCUCUGGGACCAUGAGAUGAGUAAGUGGAAGUAUGAGUCUGAGUGGACCAACGAGGUGUCCAUGGUGCUCACAGGGGCAGCUUUUUAUCACAAGUAUUUUAAUUACCUGUAUACCUACAAGAUGCCUGGGGACAUCAAGAACUGGGUGGACGCUCACAUGAACUGUGAGGACAUCGCCAUGAAUUUCCUGGUGGCUAAUGUCACCGGGAAGGCCGUCAUCAAGGUAACCCCGCGGAAGAAGUUCAAGUGUCCCGAGUGCACAGCCAUCGAUGGGCUCUCGCUGGACCAGACACACAUGGUGGAGAGGUCCGAGUGCAUCAACAAGUUCGCUUCGGUCUUUGGGACGAUGCCCCUGAAGGUGGUGGAGCACCGCGCCGACCCUGUCCUGUACAAGGACGACUUUCCCGAGAAGCUGAAGAGCUUCCCCAACAUCGGCAGCUUAUGAGGGCUACCCUCCUACCAGGGCAGCAGCUUCGGGCCCAAGCCACCUGCCCCCUUGCUCCAGAACUGGAACCCAGAAAGACGACGUGAGCACUUGAGCUGGGCCCCUGUGCUGUGUCCUGUGACGUCCACCGCGUCCUUUCAGAUGGCAGCCCUGGGCAUGCUCCCGGUUUCCAUCCCGCUCAGACGCCUUCUGUCUUCAGUCCUAGGAGAAAAGUCCAAAAGGAGGCCCGCUACAAGCCCGCCAGGCAGGGACACCUGCCAGCCCACUUGGAUUCGGGAGUUGUGACAGCUCCCUCGCGUCCACUAUCUCAUAGCAGUGAGUGCUUCGGGGGAGCGACCAGCCAGAACCUGGUGCAGAACCCAGACAUCUUAGCGGAGUUCGUCUCUGCCCUGGAACCUCGUUUGGAGGGACAGCACCAGCUGCCAAGUCAGAAGCCGCCCAGUUCUGUGAAUGAUUCCUCUUGGUUCGGCUUUUUGAUAUCAUUAAAAUUAUUUUUUAUUCCUUUU